This is a messenger RNA of Durusdinium trenchii, 2420 nucleotides long. The record is from the annotation of a GenBank genome assembly. NCBI's taxonomy places the organism in Eukaryota, Dinophyceae, Suessiales, Symbiodiniaceae.
CAUCGAUUGGCCAUCCCCAAUCUCCUUCCUUUCCCCUGUAUAUUCUGGAUGAGCUGAAUGGAAGAAGCUAAGUUGCUGUUGGAUGGCUUGACGAUGUGGACGAUGUGCAAGCGCCUCAAGCUGUCAUUUUUCAUUUUGGCUACAUUGAGAACUUCUUGUCAGCCUUUCUGGUCCACACCAUAGACCAUCGGGUAUUCAAAUGACUGCGCUUAUGAAGGAACUGCGCUUGCGAAGCGUGAAAUCCAGCUUUCUUCAAAUCUCAUUCAGCUUCUGUCUUCGGGCAAGCUUGGUUCACUUCCCCUUGGGCAUGCAUGCUUGUGGCAUCUACAAAAGAUCCCUGCGGCCAAGUGAGUCUCCGUGCCAUGGAAGAUGACCUCCAGCACUUCGCUAGAGGUGACAUGGUGCUUCGAAUGCAAAGAGCGCCAGGGGAAAUACAAGUUGAUGUGCUCCAGUCCGGGGUGCCAGCAGUUCCGGGGGAGGCUCUACCUUUGUACGUCCUGCUGCAGCUUUUGUCCAUUUUGCGAAACCCCCUUGCGUUCAGAGGAGUUGUUAACCGCCAGUGGCCCUCGAACUCUUGAGACCCUCCAGACUCACAGUUCGGGUGCCCCGGUUGGGAAGGGGAAGGCUUCCCGACAGAAAGGUGGGAAAGCAAAGGGAAAAGGUCAGGAGAAUGGUGCCGGCAAAGGGACACAUCGAAAUAGACUUCAAUGGAUGCCAGUCAGUGAGAUCAGUGAGGAGAGAGUGAUGGUGCCUGGAUAUGCUAUUGGCACAGUCGUUGGGCAGAAAGGCAGCCAGUUAAAGGCCUUAAAGUCCGAGCAUCCUCGUCUCUCGAUUUCGGACCAAAAGACGGAAUGGGAAGAAACCUUCGUAGGGCAGCGCUCACAUCAAAUGGUGGUGGUGAUCCGCGGCAGUGCGGAGGAAGUAGAUACAGCAAAGCGAAAGGUGCAAAUGUUAGUAAAUCGAGCUGGUGCAUCGCACAAAGCUCCACAAAGGCAUAACGUUCUGAUCGGCGUAGCACAUGCUCUGUGUGCCAAAUUGGUGCCGGUGGCGGCUUUGGAGGCCUUCUAUGUUUGCCCCAUCCAAUUUCGGCAGACAUACCCUUUCAGCGGGAACCUUUUCGUCUUGGAGAAGAUCUCUGAUGCGUCUCAGCAACAUCAUGUGCUUUUCAACGGGAAGUACAAGUAUUGCUCUGAACUUUUUGAUUGGAUGUCCUUCCAUCCAGCUUUCCAAAGGUUUUUGACGGAGACACCAGAUGUGAAGCUCUCGGAUGCCAGGGUUUCUGUUCGCUUGGGCCAGCUUUUCUUUUGGGGUCCCGACUCCGACCGUCCAUUAUUUUCACAGCCGGGUGGCAUUGACCAACUGAGUUACAAGGAGUGCAAAUCACAGUUUGCUGCUCGGUUGAAAGAAGAGGUGCAGACAGCCCUGGACGUUGUCUUGAAGCAGUGUAGCUUUGUGCUUUGUCAACGUUUGUUGAAUAUCACCAUCUACGUCAAGCCGGAGAAUGACGGGGAGAAGCGGGAGGUGACCUUCUUCGAUCCUUUGAGCACCACGGCACGGGCAGAAGAGAUGCGACGCAUCUGGAGGUGUACGUCCCAUGCUGAGGUUUUGCGUCUCACAGAGAUGGCAAGUCCUGCACCUGAACGUGUUGGCCUUGCAAGAAGGAGCUUGGAACAUUUGCUGCAUCCUUCGCACAAUGAGUUCAGCGGGUGUUGGUGCGUGAUGGACAUCAUCAAGGAGUCGGCAGAAGGUAUGCAGACGAAGAUGGACUUCCGACCUCCGUCGAUGCUGAUGUCCAUAGAGGAAGCCCUGGCUGUUCGUCCACCGUACUCGAAGAUGCUGUUUGAAGCUGGCCAUGGCCUGCAAACAUUCAGUGCGAAGACGGCCACUGAGAGGCUCUUCCGAGGGGAUGUUUGUCGGCUUGGCCAUGCUCCGGACUUUCGGAUGUCUGUGACGUCCAGUCCAGAGGUCAAACGGCUAGAAGAGCCGCUGAUCAAUGCCUUGAAAGCCUUGGAUGUGCAAUGCCGUGAGAUCUGGCAGGAUAAAGCAAAGCUCAUUGAAGCCUUUGCUAGCAGCCCUUUGCCAUCUGGCUGGCGGUUGCAGUGUGUGACAUGUCGUGACGAGUGUGUUUGGAUGGAUCCACAGGAAAAUCUCGAGGUGAAUGUGUCCAAGAUCGCCGAGGUCACAGAUUUGAGCAAACCCAAGGAGCAGUCUUCUGCAAAGAACUAUGAGAUUCGCUUUUCCUCAGAGCAAGCGACGGAGGCAGUUCGAGGGAAAUGCGAUGAUGCAUGGCAGCACAUGAUGGAACUUUUGUCAUCAGUGCAAUUGCUUCAUGGCUCCCUCCAGGAUGAGCUGGAAAAACACUUGCUGGCUUCACAGAGUUGAAGCUUGGCAACGCUGUAGUCUUAUGAUGGUCAAUGGUC